CUCUUCUCCCUUUUUCACUCCCUUUUGAGAAUGGAUUAUCACCUGUGAAUUUCAUUUCACCAUUCGGUGUCGCAGAAGAAGUCAUCAUGUCUACUAGCAAGUCCUGUGUCUUGUGUGCCUCGCCUAUGCCUCCAGUGGAUUUGCAUGAAGCCUGUUUCUGCUGCCUGGGUUGGCGGCACCAGGAUGAGGCUGUCUCUUGCUCUGCGUGCCUCGUGCUCCUCUGGGAGGAAUGCAAGCGGUGAUGCAAGUUCACCAAGCCCAUCUGCUCCCUCCAUGCUAGUCCAGCUCUGGCUGCGAAGAGUGCAAUGACUUGGUCCAAGCGAGGGACGACUACAACGAGGAUAAAGAACAUCAUGUCCACAAAGAGGAAGACCCUGCUUUCCUCUUCAAAGAGGACAACCUGCCAGCAGCCCACUGCUACCUGCUUGAUGACCUGCCCGGCCUGUUCACCUUGGCAGCCAUCAGGAUGGCAACCCCACUGCCACCACAGCCACCCUCCAAAGCUCCUGCCAAGGAUUUCACCAUAGGCCUCCUUACCCAGCCACGCAGGAAGCCUCGCCUUUGUGUCAUCUUUCCCAAGAUGGUGCCCAUCUUUGGCUACUACUCUCCGCUAAGCCCCAUUUACGGGCCAUAUUCCACUGUUGAGGGCUGGGAAUGGGACAAGGGAGUGCCUUCCAUUGAGGAUGCAGUCAGGGUCUGCCUCCUCCCCUCCACGUCCCUCUGGCCAGGCGGUUAGCCAUUGCUCCCGUCCAAGAGGGAUAGAGUAAUGGCCAGCUUCCUCAAUCGCUGUUACACUAGUGCUGCUCAAAUGCUAGCACUGGAUAACAAUAUGGCUUUCCUGGCAGGAUCUCUGGACCGCUUCCAGAGGACUGAGCUGAUGGCACCAGAGAUAAUGGAGGUGCAGACAGCAGUGGCCACCCUCCUCAGCAUGUCCCAUUGAUGGCGGCCACACCAUGUGUGCCACUCAGGUGAGGCACAGGCACCUCUGGCUGGGCCUGUCUUCCCUGAAGGAGUGUGAACAGCGCCUGCUGAUGAACAUGCCGCUUUCCACAGAGUCACUCUUUGGCCCAUACAUCCAGACCAUGAUUGAUUGACUGGACAUGGCCUAGAAGGCACCAGAGCAGCUGGGCUCGCAUCACCAGCAGUAGCAGCAGCGGAGUUGCCAAUGUUGCUGUCCCGGGGAGAUGUCCAGCAACAGGUCCAUCACCAGUGUUGGUGUAACAUCCCAGAAAACUAUGAGGCUGAUCCCACCACCUGGAAAAAGGGCAACCCAGAAGGUUGCUAUUGCUGAUCACAAUGGUAUAGUUACAUGUUUUAGAAUGAAGAAGGGCGGAGCAGUGUCAGGGUUUAAAACACCUCCAGGACAGAAAAUAGUCAGAAUGGACCUUGGAGGAGCUGCAGGAACUCCACAGAAGAAGAUCUUUGUCUGUUCUGGUUCUCAGGUCCGAGGAUUUAACAAGAAAGGCAAACAGUUUCUCACCUUUGAAGCCAACCUCACUGAGAACAUUAACGCCAUGCAUGUCUCAGGCAUUGACCUUUUUGUGUGUGCAAGUUACUUCUACAACCACUACUGUGACUGCAAGGACCAAGACUACUACCUCUCUGGAGACAAAAUCAAUGACAUCACAUGUUUGUCCUCAAAGAACCUGACUCGCCUCGUACCGGUCCUGGCGUGCCAAGAUCGGGUUCUCAGGGUCUUGCAGGGAUCUGAGCUUGCCUAUGACAUUGAAGUUCCUGGCCCUCCAUCUGUCUUGGAGCUGUACAACAAAGAUGGAGGAGAGGAAAUCCUCUAUGGAACCACAGAUGGAAAAAUAGGAUUGGUUCAGAUUGGUGAGAGCUCAGCUGCGACCAAAUGGGAGAUUGAUAAUGACAAAAAGAAAGGAGGAAUUCUCUGUAUUGACACGUAUGAUAUCAUUGGAGAUGGAUUGAAUGACAUCUUGGUGGGCAGGGAUGAUGGGACGGUUGAGGUUUAUGGUUUCGACAAUGCAAGUGAGCCCACAUUACGCUUUGAGCACGUGUUGUCAGAGAGCGUGACCUCCAUCCAGGGUGGCUGUGUGGGGAAAGAGUCCUAUGAUGAGGUCUUGACUGCCACUUAUACAGGAUGGGUGACUGGUUUGACCACUGAGCUCCAGAAGGCUGAAGCGGGCCCCGGAGACGAGGUCACGAUGAGUGAAGAGACCCAGUCCAAAGUGGAAUCACUCAGGGCGGAGUUGGAGCAGCUGCAGAUCGAAGUCCUGCAGGGCUGUGAAGAGUACCAGCAGACCUCUCAGUCUAGUACAGCUGUCUUCAGCAUCAAUGACAAGUUCACCCUCUGUCAGGACGAUGCCAGCUACAGCCUCACCCUAGAGGUGCAGACUGCCAUCGACAACCUGCUGCUCCAGAGCGACGUUCCCAUAGACUUGCUGGAUGUGGAUAAGAACUCAGCUGUUGUCAGCUUCAGUGAAUGUGACUCAGAGAACUUCAUCCUGUUCACAUACAGAUGUCAGGCCAACACUACCAGACUUGAGCUCAAGGUGAGAUCCAUUGAGGGACAGUAUGGCACCCUGCAGGCUUAUGUUACCCCCAGACUGCAACCCAAGACCUGCCAUGUCCGCCAGUACCAGAUUAAACCUUUAUCUCUUCACCAGCGGACACACAGCAUAGACCAAGACAGGCCCAUGAACAGGCUCAGUCUGGUUGGACAGUUCAGUUUUGCAGAGAUUCACUCUUGGGUGGUUUUCUGUUUGCCAGAGGUGCCAGAGAAAACACCAGCAAGAGAGAACAUCACUUUCUAUUUCCACAACACUUUCCUCGGCACGCAGCUUGAAGCCACCUACUGCAAAGGGGAGGGUCACUUCAAGUCCGACAACAUCUCUACCAUUUCCAUACUGAGUGAUGUUCUUUCGAAGGAAGCUACCAAACGGAAAAUACAUCUGAACAUUUUACAUGAUAUCAGUGAUGACUCUGUGAGUCACACUCUUAAGAUGAUCCAUCCAAAACUGGAGUACCAGUUGUUGCUGGCUAGAAAAGUUCAGCUUAUUGAUGCACUUAAAGAGCUUCAGGUUCACGAGGGGAAUGCAGAUUUUCUCAUCCCAGAGUAUCGCAACAUCUUGGAUGAGUCCACUAAUCUCCUGGAGGAGUACAAGAAGCAGCCGGCACACCUUGAGAGGCUUUAUGGCAUGAUCACAGACCUCUUCAUCGACAAAUUCAAGUUCAAAGGCCAGAACGUGAAAACCAAGGUGUCCUCACUGCUGGAGAUACUGGACAAUUAUGAUUUGAAUUCCCUGUUAGAUUUUUUCAGUGAGGCAUAAUGUCAUCUCUGUCUUUAUUUGGGAUAUUUUUGUAUUGUAAAUACAACAGUUUUGUUUUAUGAUGGUUAGCAGUGUUUCUUAAUAGCAUUUAAAAACAAGUGCGGUGAUUAAUAAACCACUACAGUGAUGUCAGGAUGA
Molecule: messenger RNA, 3428 nt
Organism: Thunnus maccoyii (southern bluefin tuna)
Lineage: Eukaryota; Metazoa; Chordata; Actinopteri; Scombriformes; Scombridae
Product: Bardet-Biedl syndrome 7 protein-like
Exons: 19
Coding region: 1185-3290 (701 amino acids)
Biological process (GO): intracellular protein localization; intracellular transport; non-motile cilium assembly
Cellular component (GO): neuron projection; axoneme; BBSome
Molecular function (GO): protein binding
Source: RefSeq, a predicted model, not a curated record